This is a messenger RNA of Cyprinodon variegatus (sheepshead minnow), 3594 nucleotides long. RefSeq names its product nucleobindin-2-like (gene nucb2a). Bases 107 to 1594 code for a protein of 495 amino acids. NCBI's taxonomy places the organism in Eukaryota, Metazoa, Chordata, Actinopteri, Cyprinodontiformes, Cyprinodontidae. The transcript has 13 exons. Gene Ontology annotation, molecular function: calcium ion binding. Gene Ontology annotation, cellular component: extracellular exosome; endoplasmic reticulum-Golgi intermediate compartment. The record is from RefSeq and is a predicted model, not a curated record.
AAUCACGUUACUGCUAACUGGUGUGCAACCUAGCUUGCUGACUAGCUUGGUAGCGGCGCACACAGAACCAGCUGAGCAGCAGCAACACGACAGGGCAGCAGAGCAGAUGGGGGACAGGGUUUCUGUUAAAAUGUGCUGUAGCUGGGCUCUUGUCACCGGUUGGGUUGUGCUGCUGGUGCAGCUCCAGUGUUUACAGGCUGUUCCCAUCGGCAUCGACAAGACAAAAGUCAAAGAGGCAGAGAAAAAAACCGAAGAGCCUCCAGCCAAUGUGGACACAGGACUCCAUUAUGAUCGCUACCUAAGGGAAGUCAUUGAUUUUCUUGAGAAAGAUCAACAUUUCAGAGAAAAGUUGCACAAUACAGAUAUGGAAGACAUCAAGCAAGGUAAGCUGGCUCAAGAACUGGACUUUGUCAGCCAUCAUGUCAGAACGAAAUUGGACGAAUUAAAAAGACAAGAAGUAAAUCGACUGCGGACCCUGAUUAAGGCAAAACACGAUCUAGAAGGAGGAAGCGAUAUAGCUGUGGACCACCAGGCUCUCUUAAAGCAGUUUGAGCAUCUGAACCACAUGAACCCACAUACGUUUGAAGUGGAAGAUCUGGACCGGCUCAUUAAAUCGGCAACAAACGAUCUGGAGAAUUUUGACAAAGAGAGACAUGAGGAGUUUAAGAGGUAUGAGAUGAUGAAGGAGCACGACAGACGGGAGCACCUGAAGACCCUAGAUGAGGAGCAGAGGCAAAAAGAGGAGGAGCACUAUGAGGAGAUGAGGAAGAAGCAUGCUGAUCACCCUAAAGUCAACCACCCGGGUAGCCAGAAUCAACUGAAAGAAGUUUGGGAGGAAGCUGAUGGCUUAGACCCUGAGGACUUUGAUCCAAAGACAUUUUUCAACCUGCAUGAUACGAACGGAGAUGGUUUCUUCGACGAACAGGAGCUUGAAGCUUUGUUCACCAAAGAGCUAGAAAAAAUCUAUGACCCCACUAAUGAAGAGGACGAUAUGGUGGAGAUGGAAGAGGAGAGGCUGCGGAUGAGAGAACAUGUAAUGAACGAGGUGGAUACUAAUAAAGACAGGUUGGUGUCUUUAGACGAGUUCCUGGUUGCUACAAAGAAAAAAGAAUUCCUGGAGCCAGAUAGCUGGGAGACUCUGGAGCAGAAUCAAGCUUAUACAGAUGAAGAAAUGAGGGAGUUUGAGGAGCAUCUGGCGCAGCAAGAACAGGAUCUCAAUCAGAAGGCUGUUGAUCUUCAGAAACAGAGAGAAGAGCUGGAGCGGCAGCAGGAACAGCUGAAUGCACAGAAAGUUGAACUCCAGCAGGCUGUUGAGCAUAUGGAACGACUGAAGUCUGAGAAUGUAGAGCCUCCACCAGAAGUUCACAUCGAAGGAAACAUUGUCCCUGAAGUCCAUGCAGCUGACAACCAGUUGCAUCAUGAUCAAGAAGCUCAACCGCCAGGACACCAUGAGACUCCCCAGCACCAUCAAGACGCACAACAGGAGCAUCACGAACCCAAUCAAGACUUACCGCAGCAAGGUCACCCCCAGACGCAUCACGGCGAACCGCCAAACCAGCAGGGAGUUGCACAAGGCCAGCAUAACCUACCAUAACGGUGCCAUCAGUACAAACAACAGAAAAUCAACAGCAGACUUGUGCUGUAUUUCAACCCGUGCUUAAAAGAGGAGUCAUUUCUCCCAAUGAAAAGACCACUUUAACCAUUAUGUUGGUAAAAAUGAGGAUUGGCACAUAUCAGAUCUGUUAUCCCAGAUAAAUGUGUCUGAUGUCAGUAAUCUUCAAAUGACCUAAUUAAUAGAAUAUAAAUUGAUCCGUCAAUGGCAUAUAUAUCUGCAAGAGAAAUGCUAGAAAUUAAGAUGGAUGUUUGAAAUGCAUAUAGAGCAGCUGACUAUACAGAAAUUGAUUGAAGAGGAUAUUGGAAUCAUGCAUUACAGUUCGAAAGAGGAUUAAGGUAUAAAGUAAAAAAAAAAAAAUGCUUAGCUUCAAAUCUGGCUACACUCCUUUUUUAUGGUGAAAGAAAUGUAUUAUUUUUAACAUUUUCUACAGUUCAGAGACCAUGUAAACUCAAGGCAAAAACAGGCGGAAUUUACGUUUUCUGUUUAUGCUGAAUCUUCAAGUUCAUUUCUAAAUUAAAGACAUUUUUGAUGCAGUUUGGUUUUAUAUAUAUAUAUAUAUAUAUAUGUAUAUAUAUAGAGAGAGAGAGGGAGAGAAAAAAAGAAUCUUCUGAAAAGGACGUUUCUAUCAAAGUUAUCUGUUGGAUGUUUACCUUAGACUGCCCAACACGGCACACUCCAGCUGCUGCCUCCUGUUUUUUUUUUUUUUCAAAUAAUGGUGCUAGAAAUGAGUGGAGGAAAGAAAAAAAAUAAGAUUUGAAAAAACUUUUAAGUCCUGCAAAAUCUCUAUUGUAAUUUAAUACUGAGUAUAUAAUUAGUUCUAUCUGUGGUGCUCUGCAUGUUUAAAUGUUUCCCUUCUUCAAUCGACACCUGAUUCAUUGAGCCUUGAGUCUUUUGACUUAAUUUAGAUAUGAUGAAGCAUAACCUUGCCUCUAAGCUGAAUUCUCACAGCAUAUUCAGAAACACGAGAAUCCAUCUUAUACCGCUAAUGCUUCAACUAUUCAAGACCGACCCCAAAAAGGGAUCUGUCAAUCAUGGUGCACCGUUGUGUUUUAAGGCGGGACAUACAGCGCUGACCAAAACAAGAGCUGCUGAAUCCUCAGUAGAACCAAUAUGAACAUGGCAAGGCAGGAGAGCGUACAUGUAGCUGCUGCUAUAACAUCUGUUUGUCAGAAUCUAGGAUUUCAUCUUUAGAAGAAGAACAGAAAAAGCGUGAGAAAACAAAAUAAGUUGUUUUCUCAUGUCCCCUCAUUAUCUCAUUCGAUACUGUGAUUGGCUAAAACCAACACAUGGGAGGGGUGCAGUAGGUGUUGCUUUGUCCAGUCAGGUCAGAAGGUUCCUCUAGAUGCCGCUCAUUUCCCCAAAAAGAUUUGAGUUUGAUCACGUAUAGAACUAAACAGAUCUGGCCUGUUAGGUUAGUUGAAGUGGGGAAACAAACAUUUUCAGAGGCAGAAAAAAACCACAAGGACCUUUGUGGAAACGGUUAUUGCAUGCUUCUGGAAGGAUUUUACAUCUUAGAAUAGAAUUGAUCAUGUGGAACAAAAAAUAACCAUAGUGACUAUUUUGAAUAAAACUUGUUAUACAAAUUCAUAUGUACCAUGUUUGUAAAAUGACCAUAAUUAACUUAAGAGAUUUAUUUGUAUUUUAAUCCUAUUGCUGUGUGGUCCGUUAAAAAGGUACUGGUUAAGUUGGAGUGAUAUGCAGGUUCCUUUUUCAUCAAAACUACUUGGUUUAUGGUUUCAAGCAUUUCUUUGAGAUGGUUUAAUGAAGCAGUGGGACAUCUUACUGCGUUAUAGGCCGAUCUGUUACUUUAUAUUCAAUCUUUAAUGUUUUCUGUGUCAUAUGGUCCUUUAAAAACAAGGCUUUAUAUAACCUCACAGAAUAUACACGUCGGGUUUCUGAAUUCUCCCUGCUGUAUACCAGUCAUUUGGAAAAACAAAAAACCUCAGUUCAAGAAAAUAAAUCUGUUUACCUUUUCAGAA